AUGGCUCAAUGGUUAGGGCGCGAAUUUACCAACCAGUACGUCCGUGGUUCGAAUCCAAACUCUGCAUCUCGACUUCUCCUACCUAGGCUUGGGCAACCUGGCAGUAUCGCAGCCCUCGUUCUUCCUUCGGGUGGGACGGCAGCUAGGAAGCGAAAUGGUGUUACAGCGGAACGCGUAGAUUGGCUUCACUUACAAAACGAGACCCCUAUCGAAAUUCUAAAGUCUGCUCGUACUAACGACAAUGCUUCGAUAUAUUUCACGGCCUGUAUUCAAAAGUGUACGCCGUCUGGUGCCGUGAGUCGUCAGCACAGUGGUCAGAUGGAUCAAAGCAACUAUAGGUUCAAAAUCAGCCUAGGAACGCACUUGCCCCAACACACCAAUAGAGGAUGGUUCUUUUUUGGGGGCCCAGAUACGGCAGUUGGACUGGUUUCGGUUCACCAUCAGAUCGGACCGGGAUUGGCUGACGACAACAAACAGAGAAAUGGCCGCCAAUUUGAUCACUUAUUAUCACACCUUACAACCCCAUGGAUUCGUUCAGCUGUGGCACGUUUUCGGGGCCUAACUGCCAUGCCACCCGAAGGUUGCACGAGGGCUGAGAGACUGCCAGGUUGCCCAAGCCUAGACAGGGGAAGUCGAGAGGCAGAUGUCGGGUUCGAACCAUGGACCUGCCGGUCAAACACAGAAGUCAAGGGCAACUAUGAGAUUCAAAGCACAAUCGCAAAACUAUUUUCGGAUAUCCAGAAUGAAGAAGAAGGAAGCCCGAGGGCUGGGAUACUGCCAGGUUGCCCAAACAUACACAGGGGAAGUCGAGAGGUACAGGGUGGGUUCAAACCACGGACCUUCCGAUCAGUGAAUUCGCGCUCAAACCACUUGGGCCAUCUCGGAUAUCACUUUCUACUAAAGCAAGCUUCAUUUUCCGAUCGAAUAAGUCGGCUGCCGAUGGUCUAG
Molecule: messenger RNA, 948 nt
Organism: Opisthorchis viverrini
Lineage: Eukaryota; Metazoa; Platyhelminthes; Trematoda; Opisthorchiida; Opisthorchiidae
Exons: 5
Coding region: 1-948 (315 amino acids)
Source: RefSeq, a predicted model, not a curated record